AUGGGUCCGACCGCCCCAAACUCCCCGAACUUCCAGCUCCAGCUCCAUCACUCCUCUUCAAUCAUCCACCCGGCAACCAUGUACCUCCUCACUCUCCUAGGAGCAAUCUCGCUCCUAAUCGCAUCCGUCAUCGCCGACACCUCAGAUAUCCUAUACUGGCCCGUUGGAUCCGCGCAACCUUCUCUCCUGGCGCGCGUCACAUACGACCCGACCACACUCACCUCUGAACUGGUAUCAUACCACCAGCCCUCAACCUCUGGCGACGAUCUCGUUCGCAUCGGCCUCUACAAAUCAAACCCCUCAAACCCGAAACAAUGGACCGGUAGUCUUGUCUCAAUGUCCGUGCUGAUUGGCGAUGACGCCCAGCCCACUUUCCGUCUUCACCUCGGUCCUGCGAAUGAUAUUUACCACGUUUCUUUGGCUGCUUCUGCGUCUACGAUUACGAAGGAUGUUUCUGGGCCUCAGGUGCAAUUGGUUGUUGCUGAACAGGGUACUCAGCCUCAUCUUAAUCGGCCGGUGGUGGUUGGACCUGAUGGAGCUAACCCGGAGGAGGUACCGGAGAAGAGCUUUUUGCAGAAGUAUUGGUGGGUGCUUUUGAUUCUUACUUUCUUGACUAUGUCUGGCGGUGGUGGCGGUGGAGAAUAG
This is a messenger RNA of Penicillium angulare, 645 nucleotides long. RefSeq lists its product as uncharacterized. Lineage: Eukaryota; Fungi; Ascomycota; Eurotiomycetes; Eurotiales; Aspergillaceae. The record is from RefSeq and is a predicted model, not a curated record. The transcript is spliced from 2 exons. The coding region runs from base 1 to 645 and encodes 214 amino acids.